Messenger RNA from Sesamum indicum (sesame), 1283 nucleotides. Its product is annotated as GDSL esterase/lipase At2g30310. NCBI's taxonomy places the organism in Eukaryota, Viridiplantae, Streptophyta, Magnoliopsida, Lamiales, Pedaliaceae. The record is from RefSeq and is a predicted model, not a curated record. Gene Ontology annotation, molecular function: hydrolase activity, acting on ester bonds.
UAAUGUUGCAUCUUCCUACUAGCAAGAAAAGGGUUUCCCUAGCCAUGCUUCAUACUGCCCUCUUAUUUGCACUCAUCACAGCACAACUUUGCAUAACCAUCACAUACAAAUGCAACGGCAACCCAAUCCCUGAGUUUCCGGCCAUUCUUGUAUUUGGUGACUCGUCGGUCGAUACCGGCAACAACAACUACAUAAUCACUCCAUUCAAAGGCGACCACCCGCCUUAUGGCCUAGACUUCCCCGGCAGCCUUCCAACAGGCCGGUUUUCUAAUGGAAAACUCGUACCCGACAUAUUGGCAGCUAUGAUGGGCCUCAAAGAAACUAUUCCUCCAUACUUGGACCCCUAUUUAUCGGAGCAAGAUAUGGUUACUGGAGUCAGCUUUGCAUCGGCUGGGUCCGGGUACGACGACCUAACGACGUCACUUUCCCAUGUAAUCCCCAUGUCGAAGCAGCCCGGGUACUUGAAGCACUACAUUAGGAGGCUUGAGGGCAUUGUAGGCGAAAAAGAGGUUGCAAGAAUUCUGGGCAGUGCUCUAGUUAUUGUUAGUGCUGGAACCAAUGACUUCAUUUUCAAUUUCUAUGAUGUGCCCACCAGAAGGAUUCAAUUUACCAUUGAUGAGUACCAAGAUUUCCUGCAAAAGCAGCUGCAAAACCUCGUUAAGGAACUUUAUCAUCUAGGGUGCCGUAGAAUGGUGGUAUCAGGGCUCCCUCCAGUGGGCUGUCUGCCAAUACAGAUGACGGCCAAAUCUCCAGUUCUGAGGAGUUGCAGUCAUAAGGAGAAUGCGGAUGCUAAGUCUUAUAAUGACAAACUUGAAAAGCUGCUGCCGCAAAUUGAGGCAGAGCUUCUCGGAAGCAAAAUCCUUUACGUUGACACCUACAAUCCUCUCUUGGACAUGAUCAACAACCCAACCAAGUAUCAAUUUGUUGAAACCAGACGAGGAUGCUGCGGGACUGGAUUGCUGGAAGCUGGACCUCUCUGCACUCGCUCAACUCCAGUGUGCCCAAAUCCCUCCGGCUACUUGUUCUGGGAUAGCAUUCAUCCCACUGAAUCGGCCUACACGAUUCUCUCUCAGAAACUGGCAGACCUGUUGCUUCAUGAGUUCCCGGUCACUCGGACACAGUAAGUGACAUUCGUUCAAAGCUCACCUCCAGGAGUGCUCGAACAAGAAGGCCAUGAUCAGCUGCACAGUUUCAGAAUUAUGCUCAUGAAACUUUCAACGUCAGAAUCGCUCGGUGCCCUUUGAAUCGUUAUGUUCGUAUUGUAUGCUUAACGAUGUUGUGAG